AUGUCAUCAACCCCUUCAGCUGCAGCUCUCCCCAUUCAGACUAUUGUGACAGAGAGGCUGCCCCGUUCACACUGCAUUCACAAAGCCAUAAACAAAAACAACCUCAGCUACAUCCCUCCCAGUGAUGUUCAUAUCGGCUCCCAGCACAAGUUCAUCAUCUACAACCCCACCUCUGUCAAUUCCAUCCGGUCUCUGUGGACUCAGCACCGGCGUACCACCACUCCCUCAUUACGUCAUCAUACCAAACAGCACGUGAAUGUAGCCAACCUCAGAACCCUCCCCAAAACCUCACAACCAAUCACAAAACAAUCCAUGAAGCUUGCUCUGUUCAACACCCGGUCACUAAGCAACAAAAGCCCAAUCAUCAAUGAAUUCAUCACUGACAACAAACUUGAUAUCCUCUGUCUCACUGAAACUUGGCAAAAACACCUGGAUUACUACGCACUCAAUCAAACCACCCCAACUGGAUAUCAUUACCUGGAUAAGCCACGCCCUGAUGGCCGCGGUGGAGGAAUUGCCGCUCUUCACCGCCAACACAUCAAAACCAGCCUGACUAACAUCGAAAGUCCACCCUCAUUUGAACAGCUCUCAUUCAAACUCUCUGGUCCUAAACCCCUGGUCAUUGCAAUUAUCUACCGCCCCCCCAAACCCAACCCUGUCUUCCUCUCCGACCUAUCUGAAUUCCUCACCCAGCUCUGCUCCGUCUCACGUCUCUCCGUCUUGCUUGGUGAUUUCAACAUCCACAUCGACUCUUCAGACUGCAAAACUGCCACAGAAUUUCUGGACCUGCUUAAAUGCUUCAACUUCACUCAACACAUCGACUUCCUCACCCACAACCGCGGUCACAUCCUGGACCUGGUCUGCUCCACUGAAAUCACCAUCAACCACCUCUCCGGGUAUGACCUCACCAUCUCCGAUCAUCUAGCCAUCAUCAUGGAGAUCGACAUCCCCAUCCCAGAACCCAAACUCACGCGCACCAUCACUCUCCCAGAAAAAUGCAACUCCUUCCUGACGUUCUACAAAGCUAAAAUCGACACCAUCUACAACCAACUGGCCACUUCCAGCCCCGCUUCAUCCAACCCUGUAUCUGCAAAUCCUCCACUAACUGACCGGUCACUCUCCCGAUUCUCUCUCAUCUCCCCCUCGGAUCUCAAUAAAUCACUCUCUGGCAUGAAGACUCUGACCUGUGACCUCGACCCUAUCCCUUCCACUUUAGUUAUGGCCUGUCUCCCGGCCCUCCGCCCGCACAUCCUCUCUGUCAUCAACUCCUCCCUGUCUACUGGCUCCGUCCCUCCCGCCCUCAAACUCGCCUCAGUCACACCCAUCCUCAAAAAACUUGGCCUUGACCCCGACGUUCACAACAAUUACAGACCCAUCUCCAAUCUCCCUUUUCUGUCUAAAAUACUGGAACGCACUGUUGCCCAUCAACUGAAAACCCACCUGGACUCAAACCAACUGUAUGAACCAUUUCAAUCCGGAUUCAGAUCUCAUCACAGCACAGAAACUGCCCUCAUCAAAGUCACCAAUGACCUCCUCUCCUCUGAUGAACACUCCCUCAACAUCCUGGUACUGCUCGACCUCAGCGCAGCCUUCGACACCAUCAACCACUCCAUCUUCCUUUGCCGUCUCGAGUCCUCCCUAGGGAUCACUGGCACAGCCCUCUCCUGGUUUAAAUAAUACCUCUCUGACCGUGAACAGUUCAUCAGCAUCAACAAAUUCAAGUCUGACACAGCCCCAGUCUCUCAAGGUGUCCCCCAAGGUUCAGUACUCGGUCCCCUCCUCUUCAUCCUCUACCUGCUCCCCCUUGGCGACAUCAUACGCCACCAUGGUCUCCAGUUCCACUGCUACGCUGACGACACCCAGCUCUACAUCUCCACCAAGUCCAUCACCCCCACCAUCCACUCCACCAUCACCAACUGCCUAACAGAUAUAAAAACCUGGAUGCAAGCAAACGUCCUCAAACUCAACACCGACAAAUCUGAAGUCCUCAUCAUCGGCCCCAAAUCAUUAAACAAAUCCCUCCACAACUUCUCCCUCUGCAUUGAUGGCACCACUGUACCUGCUUCCACACAUGUCCGUAACCUUGGGAUCAUUUUCGAUCAAACUCUCUCCUAUGAACGACACAUCAAUCACAUCAGAAAAACCGCCUUCUUCCAUCUCAAAAACAUCGCCCAUCUCCGCCCAUCCCUCUCCUCCGCAGCCGCUGAAACACUCAUCCACGCCUUCAUCACCUCUCGACUGGAUUACUGCAACAGCAUCCUGUACGGCUCACCCACCAAAAUCAUCAAUAAACUACAAUACAUCCAAAACUCAGCUGCCCGUCUGCUCUCCCACUCCCGUACCAGAGACCACAUCACCCCAGUCCUUCAAAACCUCCACUGGCUCCCCAUACAGCAAAGAAUCCAGUUCAAGAUUCUCCUCAUCACUUACAAAGCCCUCCACAACCUUGCCCCUUCAUACCUUUCAGACCUCCUGCACCGUCACACUCCCAACCGCAACCUCAGAUCCGCCGACGCCAACCUCCUUACCCCCCCUACUCUGUCCAAGCAUCGGACCUGGGGGGACAGGGCCUUCUCCGUUGCUGCCCCCUCCCUCUGGAACUCCCUGCCCCAACACCUCAGACGUUCUCCGUCACUCGCCACCUUCAAAACUGCACUUAAAACUCACCUAUUUAAAUCUGCU
Anarrhichthys ocellatus (wolf-eel) is the source of this 2682-nucleotide messenger RNA. RefSeq lists its product as uncharacterized. The transcript is spliced from 3 exons. NCBI's taxonomy places the organism in Eukaryota, Metazoa, Chordata, Actinopteri, Perciformes, Anarhichadidae. The annotation marks the transcript as partial. Gene Ontology annotation, molecular function: catalytic activity. The record is from RefSeq and is a predicted model, not a curated record.